This is a messenger RNA of Debaryomyces fabryi, 531 nucleotides long. RefSeq names its product SNUT3/LISCH7 family protein. Bases 1 to 531 code for a protein of 176 amino acids. Gene Ontology annotation, biological process: RNA splicing. The record is from RefSeq and is a predicted model, not a curated record. NCBI's taxonomy places the organism in Eukaryota, Fungi, Ascomycota, Pichiomycetes, Serinales, Debaryomycetaceae. The transcript has a single exon. Gene Ontology annotation, cellular component: precatalytic spliceosome.
AUGGUUUUAAUAAAUAAUAACAAGAUAAAAAUAAAUUUAAGGCAAUCUCCAAAAACCGAUGCAUCAAGAUCCAGAUCAAGACUGCCUCAUAAAUCCAGCGAAUCACUCCUACUGAACUCUCAAGGCAGUGAUCAGAAGGAUCAGCAUUAUAGGGAAAGAUCACAAGAGAGAUCGAGUGACAAAAUGCAAAAAUCAGAUUUGUACAAAAAGGAUAACACGUCGCUACAAGAUUUACCAUUGCUGAAUUCAUCAUUCAAUAACAAAAUUAAACUUCCCGAACAUAAGCAAGAGCAAGAUAACCGAGGACGCCAAAGAGAGAGAAAAGAUGAAAAUGACAUAAAUAUGGAAAGCCCAGAGGCUCCAGAUGAUGAUAUGAUAAGUUUGAUGGGAUUCGGAGGAUUUGGAACUACUAAGGGUAAACAUGUUAAAGGGACAAAAGGAGGAAAUACCAAAAAAGAGACCAAAUCUGAAUAUAGAACGUACAUGAAUAGAAGUAAAGGUUUUAAUAGGCCCUUGUCGCCUAGUAGGUGA